This is a messenger RNA of Anas platyrhynchos (mallard), 933 nucleotides long. Lineage: Eukaryota; Metazoa; Chordata; Aves; Anseriformes; Anatidae. The record is from RefSeq and is a predicted model, not a curated record.
CGGGCGUGGGGGGGAGGGGAGGGGCUGCGGGGGGGGCCCGGGGCCUGGUUCCCGGUGCUCGGUUCCCGGUCCCGGUCCGGGUCCUGAUCCCAGUCCCAAUCCCGGUGCUGUUCCCGGUGCUGCUCCCAGCCCCGGUGCUGUUCCCGGUUCCGUUCCCGUUCCCGGUCCCGUUCCCGGUGCCGGUCCCGCAGGCGGCUCCGUGAUGGAGCCCACCGCCUCCCGGGUGUUCUGCGGCCGGGUGCUGGGCAUGGUGAACGCCGAGGACGUCAACGCCAUCAUCCUGGCCCAGAAGAACAUGCUGGACCGUUUCGAGAAGACCAACGAGAUGCUGCUCAACUUCAACAACCUGUCGAGCCUGCGCAUGCAGCAGAUGAGCGAGCGCUUCGCGCACCACACCCGGACGCUGGUGGAGAUGAAGAAGGACCUGGACAGCAUCUUCCGCAGGAUCCGGACGCUGAAAGGGAAGCUGGCCAAGCAGUACCCGGAGGCUUUCAGCAACAUCCACGAAUCCCCCAUUCUGGAAGACGACGACGACUUCGACCCCGUUCCCAAAAGCACCACCACCACCAUCGCUACCUCGGAGCAGAGCACGGAGUCCUGCGACACCAGCCCCGACAUCAUCUCCCCCACCAUGAGCCAGGAGUUCGAGGAUCUCUCGCAAGGCCCCUACGAUUUCCCGGCCGUGAACGGACAGAGUCUAACAGACGAGGACACUGCCAACGGCCUGGACUAGGCGCACGGCCCCGCGGGGCCCCCAGAACUAUUCCCCUAUUUAUAUUCCCGUGUUCCUGCGGGCGUUGAUUUCGGGCAGAGGGAAGCGAUGGCCGAGCAAAGAAAGCUCAGGAGGACGGAUCCCCUGCUGACGGAUCCCCAGGCCGCCGCUGUAGCAUAAACCCCACGGCGUGAUACGGGCAGAUCAGUAAAAAAAAAAAA